ACAAACGACUCCUUUACACGCAUGCAAUCAGGAUGAGCGUUAAUGACUCAAGUAAGCUUUUUCUUGAGCCUCUGGAUUCUGAAGUACUGACCCGGACCCCAUGGAGCUGCUGUCCAUCGGUGAACGAAACAGCUGAUGCGGCGGUGUGCAUGAAAAGCCGCUUCGAGAGGACAGGAUCUUUAAACCAGUGGAGGAGGAAGCAGCCCAAGCGGAAGGCGAAAGCUGAAGCAGCAAAGAAGAUAAGGCAUUUGAUGAGGACCCCAAGUCCUUUUCCAGCUGUCGCCCGGAACUUGAGGGUGCAGCUCCACAGGUGUGCUAAGGAUAUAGCUAUGAUCAAAAUGAAACCUCAGAGGCGGUUUCGCAAGCAGGGAGUCGUCAAGGAUAAUAUUAUCGACCACCUUCCUCCACAUGAAGCAAGGAAAUUGCUGAGAGACGCCAAAUACGUAGGCGAAGGAGCCUUUGGAAAAGUCUAUAAAGUCAGGUAUAAAGGCCAAACCGCCGCCUUCAAAGUAGGUAGAAUGUUUGGCGCGAAUGAACGAUUCGAAAACGAAGCGAAGAUACUCAUGGAGCUCAACGGGGCCGGAGGUGCUCCUGCACCACUGGCGAUCACCAGGAAUCCGCCUGGUAUUAUCAUGGAGUUCUGCUCAGGUGUAACUUACCUAAAAAUCCUUGCGAGUCCUGACAUCAACACAUACAAUAAACUGAGGGUUCUGCCAGUGGCUGCCAAGAUGUUGCACGAAAUUCACUUGAAGGGCAUCGUACACAACGACGUUAAGGAUGACAACAUCAUGGUAGAACUUCGAGGAGAGGACCAAACUCCUAGAGUGAGGAUCAUUGACUUUGGAAUUUCCUGCAAUAUGACCGACUGCUUUGGUAACCGGCACUCUCCCGCUAGUGAUGUGAGACUAUUUGGUUUUAUGAUCUGCAGCUUGAACAUAGGUUUAAGAAUUGACAUACCGGAUGAAUUCGUCAGAAUUGGCGAGGCAGCGCGUAGAGUAAAGGGAAGGGCAAAUAUGCUCAAGAUAAUCCGUGACCUUGAGUGGGCACUAUUCCUUCUGAAAAGGAGAGAUGAUCUUCAUACAUAAAUGUGCUGGCAUAUGUGUUGUUACCUUUAGUUGUUUUCCUAUUUCAAAGUAUUUUAAGUUUGUUUGUUCCAAUGCUUCUCUUAAGUUCUUUUUUUUUCCAAGUACUUUAUAUUAGAGCUUGUUGUAACGUUGAGAAUAUUCAUUUAGUAACUGUGAUUACGGAUUUUGGAUUGCCCUUUCUCAGUACCCAAGGAAACUUUCUUAUUCUUGUACUAGAGGGCAUCAUUGUCUUGUUUAGGAUAUUAAUGUUUCACAAACCAAAAUUGAUUAAAUUUACAUGUCAAAGAAGGAGUUUUAUUUUUAAUAACAAAAAAUAAAGAGUAUAUCUUAAGA
Macrobrachium nipponense is the source of this 1418-nucleotide messenger RNA. RefSeq lists its product as uncharacterized. The record is from RefSeq and is a predicted model, not a curated record. The coding region runs from base 33 to 1085 and encodes 350 amino acids. The transcript has a single exon. Gene Ontology annotation, biological process: signal transduction; protein phosphorylation. Gene Ontology annotation, cellular component: cytoplasm. Gene Ontology annotation, molecular function: ATP binding; protein kinase activity. Lineage: Eukaryota; Metazoa; Arthropoda; Malacostraca; Decapoda; Palaemonidae.